AUGCCGAAAUCGAACUCCCCAAAGCUGUUCAGGCUCGCCGGAUGCCGACCCCGCAAGCUUUACACCGAACCCUGCGGUGUCAAGCUCGAAGACGGAACGACCUGCAAUCGCAUGGCCUCGACCAAACAGAACAUGGACACCCACCAGAUGAAAGACCACUAUCGCAUCCGCUUCAUGUGCCGCAAGCCAUCGUGCGAAGAAACCCUCUCCGACGCCGCCGCCGAGAUCCGGCACGUGAAGAGCAGGCACCGCGACGAGGUGCCGUGGCUGAUGGAGGAGUCGGGACUCCGGCCGAAGUAUGUGGUGCGCGACGGGCCGACGGCGGCGUGGGUGCGGUGUGAUGCGAAAGGUGUGCGUUGUGUGGAUUCUCCUCCGUCUUCCGGCGCGUCGACACCACCCUCGGAGCUCGCUGCUCCCUUCCACUUCACCCUCCCCUCGCCCCAGUCCUCACCCAUAGUGCUAGGAUUUAGUCAAAUCUAU
Mycena citricolor is the source of this 480-nucleotide messenger RNA. Lineage: Eukaryota; Fungi; Basidiomycota; Agaricomycetes; Agaricales; Mycenaceae. The record is from the annotation of a GenBank genome assembly.